This is a messenger RNA of Microdochium trichocladiopsis, 1905 nucleotides long. RefSeq lists its product as uncharacterized. The transcript has a single exon. The coding region runs from base 1 to 1905 and encodes 634 amino acids. NCBI's taxonomy places the organism in Eukaryota, Fungi, Ascomycota, Sordariomycetes, Xylariales, Microdochiaceae. The record is from RefSeq and is a predicted model, not a curated record.
AUGGGCGGCUCGGUCUUCAACAAGCUGCCCAACCCGCUGCACACGCCGCGCAUGCCGGCACAAGUAUACGAGCACGUCCGGAGGACAUGCCACGCACGGCUGCGGGAGCUCUUCGUCGCCGUCGCCUCGCCGAUCGAGGGGCCCGGGAAAACCGACUUCGGCGACGUGGACAUCGCGCUCGCCUGGCCGCGGGCGGAGCUGUUCCCGAGCCAAGACGCGCUGAGGGUGAGGGCCAGGUAUCUCGGCGCUGGCGCCGUCACGCAGAAGCAAGGGAGAGGGGACUGGCUCGGUGCCGCGGCGGCUGCGAUUGGCGCGGAGAGGGUCCAAGGUGUCAACGGGAGCAGGAGCGAGAUCCACGCUGCCGUCCCGUGGCCGGACGAGUUUGCCCAUCUCGUUCCAGACUUGCCCUCUGCCGAAGAUGCUGCUGCUGGCAGCGACGACGAGGAUGAGCGGGACGGCAGCAAGACCCGCGCCGCCCGGCCUACAAGGGCGAACCUGGCGUCGGCGAACAAGCCGCUGCAGCAGCAAACAACGACAACAACACCAAAACCAACAAGGGCAUACAUCCAAGUAGACAUCCACAUCUUCCCGGACAUGCAGGCGCUGCAGUGGAGCCUCUUCAAGCACGCCCACGGCGACCUCUGGGGCAUCCUCGGCUCUACGGUCCGGCCCUACGGCCUGACUGCCGACGAGGCCGGCUUGUACCUCCGGGUCCCAGAGAUUGAGAAGCAUGACCACAAGAAGGCCAAGGUGUGGCUGACCUCUGAGCCUGCCACCGUUCUCGCGUUCCUGGGCAUCCCUGGCAGCGGCGAUGGAGAUUUCGAGAUAUGGUCACGGCAGUUUCAGACAAAGGAGGAGCUCUUCGAAUAUGUGGCUGGCAGCCGCCUUUUCCGAGGCGUGUCAGGUCACACUGUCGUGCCAAACACCGACCUUUCUAUAGAAGACGACACGGGAAGAGUAACAAGAAGUCUGGAUGUGGGCGAAGGAAGUGCACGCGAUGCUCGAUCACCAACCAACGAUGAUGACACAACGCGGGCACCACCACAGACUGGCGCCAGCGAAUACGUCGAGGAGAGCACAAAAUCCCUCCGCUCCCGGGAGAGGCGGCGGAUGAAGUAUAGGCCUCUGUUUGCGGAGUUCAUGGACAGGUACUUCCCUGAGCACCACCACUACUCGCUGCUCUACGAUGACGCCGGCUCGCCUGCACAUUCCUGCGACCAGACCAGGGCUGGCCACCCAAAUUCUUCUCCGGACUCGGAACGAGAACAGGAGUCAAGAGGAGUCUCGGCCACAGGACAAGGCGCAACAGAGAUCAGACCGAGCAGCAGCAGCGGCAGCGGCAGCAGCUGGCCACAUACACGAGAGUCUAUCCGCGAAGAGGCGUUUGCUUGGUUUGGCCCACUCGUGCGGCACACAUAUGACCAACGGCUACGGGCCUGGAUGAUCGAGAGGCAGCGCAUCCGGAUCAAGAAGGAUGUUAUCAAGGCUAUUGUGCCGCCCCCGCUAGCCGCUCAGGCACAGCACACAGCCAAUUCGUCAUCAGUGGCAGCUGCACCAUCCCAACCACCGCUACCACGGGGCGAGGGUACACAGCAAGAUUCCCCUGCCGAUGGAGGGGGACCGGGACAGGCAGCGGCGGCGGCGGAGGCGCAACCAGAGUUCCUAGACCCGUCUUUCCGAGGACAGAUCGUCUCGGCCCUCAGCAAGAUUGUCCUCGAUGCGGACUACAGUCUGGGCAUAGUGCCCGCUGCACCCCUCCGGGACGAACAUACUAGGCUUUAUCAGGAGGACGAGAUCAAAACUUUUGUGACGAACCGAUGGAGGGACGUUGCGCAACUGCUUCAGGGGAAGAACUUCGUCGCUGCUGAACAGCGGAGAAAAGCGGUGGGGAAGGUGAUCUCCUGA